AGGGGAGGAGAGAGAGACGGAGAGAGAGAGAGAGAACACUGAGGGAGACUGAGAGUAAGAAAGAAAGAAAGCAAAACCGGUCUGCAGGAUUCCUGAGUUCCAGUAUCACAGCUCUCCUCAUUCCCAGGACAGGACUUUUUAAUGCCUCACAGAAUCUGGAUUGUGAUUUUAUUACAAGCGAGCUGAUUUUUAAUAAAAAAAAUUUUUUGGUAUCUUGUGAAGGAGAUUGUGCCGGGGAGACGGAUAAGAAAUAUUUCUCUACAUAGUUUUGCUUAUUUUAAAGCCUAGAUGUUUCCCUUUUUGCUUUGGAAUUAACGACUGGUUAAAAAAGGCAAAGAAGUCCCCAAAGCGCAUCUGUCAUUAUUGCUGUCUGGAAUUGUGAUUUCAGAAGAAGAAGAAGGGCCGGGGACACGACACCCUGUCAACGAGUUUCCUGCAUCAGAGAUAAGGAUUCCAGCUACAUGGGCAAACGUUUGGAACAGCAACCAAUGUACCCUCAGUACACUUACUACUACCCCCAUUAUCUCCAAACCAAGCAGUCCUAUGCGUCAGCUCCCCACCCCAUGGCUCCGCCCAGCCCCAGCACAAACAGCAGUAACAACAGCAGCAACAGCAAUGCAGAGCAGCUGAGUAAAACAAACCUGUACAUUCGAGGACUUCCGCCAUGUACCACGGACCAGGACCUCAUUAAGCUGUGCCAACCGUAUGGAAAAAUUGUAUCGACAAAGGCAAUUCUUGACAAAAACACGAAUCAAUGCAAAGGAUACGGAUUUGUAGAUUUUGACACUCCUGCUGCAGCACAGAAAGCAGUCUCAUCUUUAAAAGCUAGUGGAGUGCAAGCUCAGAUGGCAAAGCAACAAGAGCAAGACCCUACAAAUCUCUACAUCUCAAAUUUACCAAUCUCAAUGGAUGAACAGGAACUCGAGAACAUGCUGAAGCCAUUUGGCCAUGUUAUUUCUACCAGAAUAUUAAGAGAUGCCAGUGGGGUCAGUAGAGGAGUUGGGUUUGCCAGAAUGGAGUCUACGGAGAAAUGUGAAGUAGUAAUUCAACAUUUCAAUGGAAAGUAUUUGAAAACACCUCCAGGAGUACCAGCUCCGCCAGAGCCUUUACUGUGUAAAUUUGCUGAUGGAGGGCAAAAGAAGAGGCAAAACCAGAGUAAAUACACACAGAAUGGCAGACCGUGGCCAAGAGAAGGAGAAACUGGAAUGACUCUUACAUAUGACCCAGCAGCAGCUAUGCAGAAUGGAUUUUAUUCUUCCCCAUAUAAUAUUGCCACAAAUCGUAUGAUUCCACAGACAUCUAUCACACCAUUUAUUGCUGCUUCCCCUGUCUCUACAUACCAGGUCCAGAGUACAUCCUGGAUGCCUCACCCAUCAUAUGUUAUGCAACCAACAGGUGCUGUUAUAACACCGGCGAUGGAUCACACCAUGUCAAUUCAGCCUGCAAAUAUGAUGGGCCCUUUAUCCCAACAAAUGAACCACCUCUCUUUGGGAACAACCGGGACAUAUAUGACUGCUGCUGCACCUAUGCAAGGAACAUUCAUCCCCCAGUAUACUCCUGUGCCUCCAGCAGCUGUACAAGUUGAAGAUGUUGUUGCUGAUAACUCUCCUCAGACAGUACCAUCUUCACAGGAAGCAAGUGGACAACAGCAACAGAUAACCGUAGAGACAAACAAUGAACAUGCAUCUGCAUACUCCUACCAACAGUCAAAACAAUAAAUUGAACUAAGAAUGUUGGUCUGAAAACUUUGCCUUGAAUGAAGAAACUUCAUCCAUCAUGAAGUUGGCUUCCACUUUGCACAGGCAUUAAAUAAAAGCUUCUUCCCCCCCCCCCUUCCAUUUUGUACCUUGCUCAACAAACCGUUUUUAUGUGCCGUGCAAAAAAUAAUUUAGUUAUGUAGUCCGACAAUUUUAUUUUUGCUACUUUUUUAAUUCAAGCCUGGGGAAACAGUAUGCUGUUAACAUUUCAUUGGGAAGAAAAUUUAAAUUCCAAGGCAUCUGGAGAUGUAGAUAUGAUAGACUUUCCAACCAUUAAAGCCAACGUCAAGAGGGAGCAAGAACAGACUAAAACAUAACUUCCUCUAUAAGCUAUUUUUUGAUUUGCUUAUAUUGACAUUUUUCCCACAGGAAUGAAUACGUAAGGUUUAUCUUAAAUAUUAAUUGCCUUAAUUUUAAGGAUCUUAGAGGAUUCCUGGGCAAGCGGUCAGCAUCUUAAGGCAUAUGAUAUGGUGGGGUCUGGUACAUAGUUUAGUAUGGGAUUUAUUGAUAUGAUGUACAGCUUGAGAUGAAAAGCCUUCCUUCUUUGGACGAAGACCUUUGUUGAUAAAGAACCAACGUCUGCAAGAAUUUGGGGACUUCAAUGAACUUAAUCGACAGUGUUAAUACAAAUAAAUAGAUGGCUGUAGCUUUUUGCAGUGAACUGAAAUCACAAAACAUGAGAUGACACUGCAUUGGGAGAUAUGCAGCUCUUUUUGGUUAAAUGCUUUUUUUUUUUUGGUUUUAUUUUUUUAUGUUGCCAAGCGUGGUCACUAGACAAGAUAUUAGUGCUUUUUCUCCGCAAUCUUUUUUAUGAGCUUUAAGGACUUUUUAGUAGGCUCUGCUUGUCAUUUUGCAAAAAGUAGCUUAGUAGCAUUGAAAAUGUAGGAUGUAUAUGGUAAAAAAAAAAGUGCAAAAAAAAAAAAAGCAAUAGAUAGAAGAAAUUGUUGACAAUUUCUAUAGUCUUUCCUAGUUGUGAUCAAAUGCAGCCUAUGGAUGGCCUAUUUUAUACCAAAGAUGACGUGACACCCUAACGCAGUUCUGAAGAUAGAGGUUUUUUUUAAUCUUUAUUUGACCUACAUGGCCGGACCAGUUUUUACUUUUAUCUUUGUUUAAACUAUCUUCCGUUGGUAUUCUAUGUAGUACCUUUGUUUGUAAAGACAUUUAAUGAUUAGUUGGUUAUCUCACUGUGUUUGAGCAGUUGCAGCAUACGGUUACAGCAGACAAAAAAGCCAACAAAUAUAUAUGUAUGGCAUCUACAGAUCCUGUUUUUUAUGGCAUAACCUGAUCUUUUUGUACAGUUAUGAGUCUUCCUUUUUCUCAAACCUGAUCUGUCGAAAGUUAAUUUUUACAUUUGAAAUGUUAUCUGCCAUUUAUUUUUAAUAUCCCCAUUGAUUGAAAAAAUAUGUUGUAGAAUAAUUACAUUGAAGGGGGCUGCCAUGUCCGUCAGAGUAUUUAUAUAAAUGUUACUCCAUUACCAACACCAGGUUUUGGCUACAGAGAAAAUGGAACAGACUGCGGAGCUAAGAUGUGGCAGGCUAUGGGAAUGAUCUGCCUAACAGCAAUACAGAUGAGACAUGCUACUGCGACUAACUGCAAGUGAUAAAAAGCAGUCAAUACUUUAUAAGUGCAACACUUGUAUAAUAAAACAUCUCCCAGAAAGCUGGUGAAGCUCUAUGGCAUUACUUGUUUCCUUUAAUAAUUUGCCAAUUGCACACAAUUGCAAAAAAUAUAUAUUCUAAUGAUUACUAAAACAAAUGUAUACUUUUGGGUUCUUUAGGGACCAAUUUACUCGUUCAGAGUUCGAAUUUCCCUUUUUCCCACAAAUAGUAUUUUUCUCUAAAAAAAAAAUUUUUUUAAUUUCCCUAAAAUUGAGCUUUAUUAAAUGUAAAAACCCUAAUACAAAACUACCCCAAGUAACACUAAUCGAGGUCCCAUAGAAGUCAUUGGGGGGCUGCACUUAUGCUAUUUGACCUUUUUUUUAAUCAUUCAGACUUUUAGAGGUUUUCAGAUAUUUUUCGCUAGUAAAAACCUCACAUUUUUAGAGGUAUAAGAGAUAUUCAUAUUUUCUUUUUUUUUUGAUCAUUCAGUGGUUUUUGGAUUUGGAUCUGAAAAUGAGUUUCAUUGUGGUUUCAAAAAGCUCUCUAAUACCACUAAAACUCAAUUUUUAGUAAAUGGGCCUCUAUAUGUCUAAAAUAGAUGUAUACCCAAAACAUAUUCUCACCCUUUGGUCCAUUGCUCUAAUAGGCCACUCUUGGGACCCUUAAAAUAAGGUGGUCUUAUUUUAUCUUCAGCACCAUACUCACAACAUGAAAACAUAUACUUUAGCAGAUUCUGCCAUUUGGCUACUAGCAGAGAUCUGUUCUAGAAAAUGUCAAGCCUUCAUAUUGGUAUUUCAAUUUAAUACUACUCAAAUAAAUGAUGGAGGGUGUUGGGAUCUUUAGAACCCAUGUAGUAUACAGUACACAACAUUCAAUAAUAACAGAUGCUGGCUGACACAUUUUACAAGUAAUUUUAAAUGUUCUGUAAGAUGUUUUCAUAUUAAUGUUGACAAAUACAAGAAGAAUUGGUUUAUUGUGUAGAAAGAAACCUCAAAGUUCAACUAAAAAGAAAAUAAGUACAUUUGCCUUUCCACCUACCAUAUGCAUAUUGUACUUAUGUGUUCAUUAUUUUUUUUAAUUUCUACAUAUGACUCCAUUUCAGUUGUAAUAAUGUGCCUACGAAUGGGAUUUCUGGCUCCACAGCUCACCCAGAGCUACACACUGGAGCACAUUGAAUUUAGACUUCUGACACCUGCUGCCACAAUUUGUUCCAAUUGAAAUAAACGUGUGCUGCAUAUGUUGUAAGAUCCAGAGGUCAAGUUAAGGGUGUUCCAUCUGUAGACACAAGCCGGUCAUCCUUGGCCUAAGUAUUAGGAUACAGUGCUGGCAGCUCUUGUCUUUAUAUCAUAUAAAAAAUGUUAUAUGGGAUUGUGUUUAAUAUAAAAAAAGACAGGUUUUUUUUAAGAAAAAAUCAUUUUAAAGCCUGAAACCUUAUCAACACGUAUGUUAUUGUGGUAGCUACCAUGUGGCAGAUGAAAAGAAACAGAGGAGACUUCUAAUUUUGAUUGAAAUAACUGCUGCUAUUUUUACUUGUGUAAACAUCUAUCCAUUUUAAGCUGCUAUCUUUAAAGAGUCUCUAUUCUGAAAGUUUUCUCAUGCCUGGGGCAUAUGUUUUUUUUUUCUCUGAAACUUUAUUGUGUGUUACAGAAUUGUGUCCUACUGUAAAUGGUCUUUGUUAAAGCUACCCCACACUCUCCGUUCUCUAACACUAGAUACAAUGUGUUACAAUUUACACUGUACUGUCACCAAAAAAAAAAAGCCCGUUAAAAUGUUUCUCUGUCUUUUAUUCUUUCUGAAAUCUGGACAUCACAAUUUGUUUGAACUGUUGGUCAUAGCAUCCCUAUCUAAUGUCUAGAGAUUGUCUUAGUUCAAGUUACUAGUAGAUUUGAAAUUUUAAAAUAAAGUAUUUCCAUUAUGAAAGAAAAAAACAUUAAUAUAAAGCUGUAUAUAAUUUAGUUAGAUGUUGUAUCUAUAUGUUCACACAGGGUAAAUCAGAUGGGAAAAGUAUAAGGCCACAUUGAUUUAAAUGAACAAUUAUUAAACUGCCAAACACAUGUAAUAUCCAUGUACAAUCCAGGGCUAUGCUUAUUUCGAAAAGUGCAUCUGAACGGUCACUAAUCUCUUUUGUUGACUGUGGGUCAGCUCAAGAGUUCUGAUUAUCAUUGGGAGUGGUACUGACACUUCAAUCAUUACUACUUUGCUAGUGAGACUGUUAGAAAACCCAAAAAAUCCAACUGAACUUUUCUGUAUCUGCUUCUUUUGACAGAAAAUUUAAUGUGUUCUCUACUCCCUUUUUUUGAAAAUUUGAAUUGUUGUACCCACGGGGGAUGCAGGAGGCAGUUUGAAAACUCUCAAAUUAUUUUCUGUCUUUAAAUAAGC
Molecule: messenger RNA, 5734 nt
Organism: Xenopus laevis (African clawed frog)
Lineage: Eukaryota; Metazoa; Chordata; Amphibia; Anura; Pipidae
Gene: rbms3.L
Product: RNA binding motif single stranded interacting protein 3 L homeolog
Exons: 14
Coding region: 462-1718 (418 amino acids)
Cellular component (GO): ribonucleoprotein complex
Molecular function (GO): nucleic acid binding; RNA binding
Source: RefSeq, a predicted model, not a curated record